UCAGCGAGAGCUAGGGUUCUUCUUUUUGGCUUCUCGGGAUUGAGAGAGAGAGAGCUCGCGCUCGUCAUGGCGGAGGUCGAGGUGGAGUACCGCUGCUUCGUCGGCGGCCUGGCGUGGGCUACCGACGACAUCAGCCUCGGCGAGGCAUUCAAAUCCUUCGGCGAUGUCAUCGAAUCCAAGGUGAUUAACGACCGGGAGACCGGCAGAUCUCGCGGAUUUGGCUUCGUCACGUUCCGCGAGGAGCAAUCCAUGAAGGACGCGAUCGAAUUGAUGAACGGCAAGGACCUGGACGGGCGGAACAUCACUGUUCACCAGGCACAGCAGAGGCCCGCCAUGAGCAACGCCAACAAGUCGAGCCGCUAUGGCGGAUCGAACAACUACAGUGGUGGUGGUGGUGGCGGCGACCGUGGCUACACCAACGAGCGAGGCAGUGGUGGCUACAGCGAUCGUGGCGGCUAUGGUGGGAGGAGGAAUGGUGCUGGUGCUGGUGCUGGUGUUCCUGGCGGUGGUGGCGGUGGCGGUCCCGAGACAGGGAAUGGUGGUGGUGCUGCCGGCGGCGGUGGACGCCGCUAUGGCGGUGCUCGAUCAGAUGGCCGCUCCGACGUUGACAAUUGGAGAAGAAACGAGUAGUCCCGGAUCGAUCAAGCUCGACUUCCAAGCCGAGAAGAAACUUACGUACGCGUUCUAAUUGCCGCUGUUGGUGUGAUAUGGUAUGAUACAACCGGUGGAAUACAAAGGUAUGGUCUCUCUUUCGAUUU
Molecule: messenger RNA, 758 nt
Organism: Selaginella moellendorffii
Lineage: Eukaryota; Viridiplantae; Streptophyta; Lycopodiopsida; Selaginellales; Selaginellaceae
Product: glycine-rich RNA-binding protein-like
Exons: 2
Coding region: 67-630 (187 amino acids)
Molecular function (GO): RNA binding
Source: RefSeq, a predicted model, not a curated record